AGUUUGCUAGAGGAACAUUUUAAAUCUGAAUUGAACCACCCAUUUUCCUUUCUUAGCCAAAUCACCAAAAUGUGCAGUUAGAACAAGAAUUUAGCAUUCUGCAAAAGAAGUUAACAGCUGAGGGUCAUUUAUCUUCACUGUGUACCAAGUGGUAGAGGAGUAAGCAAUGAAAACUAUUUGGAUAUGCUGAAAAGGUAAGGAGGAAAUAUUCUGAAAUGGAUCCCAAAUAUUUCAUCUUAAUUUUGUUUUGUGGACACCUGAACAAUACAUUUUUUUCAAAGACAGAGACGAUUACAACAGAGAAGCAGUCACAGCCCACCUUGGUCACAUCAUUAAUGUCACAUGUAUUGGCUAAUUCUCAAAACACAACAGGGAAUCCUUUGGGUCAACCAAUGCAAUUCAACGACAUUUCUUCUAGACAAUCAGUAUCACCUGCCAAAGUCACUGCUGGACAACCAACACCAGCUGUCUAUAUCUCUUCUGAAAAACCAGCAGCACAUACUUCUGCUGGACAACCACUUGCCUACAACACCAACCAACCAACACCAAUGGCCAACACCUCCUCCCAGCAAGCUGUGUUCACCUCUGCCAGACAACUACCAUCUUCCCAUACUUCUACCACACAACCACCAACGCCAUUUGUCUACACUUUCACUCAACAAUCAUCAACUGUCCAGAUCCCUUCUACAAAACUAAUAACACCAACGGUUCAUAAUCCAUCCACACAACCAAUAUCAACUGUCAAAAAUUCACCUAGGAGUACACCAGGAUUUAUCUUAGAUGUUACCAGUAACAAACAAACUCCACAAAAAAACAAUUAUAAUUCAACAGCUGCCAUACUAAUUGGUGUACUUCUGACUUCCAUGUUGGUAGCUAUAAUCAUCAUUGUACUUUGGAAAUGCUUAAGGAAACCAGUUUUAAAUGAUCCAAAUUGGGCAGGUAGAUCUCCAUUUGCUGAUGGAGAAACCCCUGACAUUUGUAUCGAUAACAUCAGAGAAAAUGAAAUAUCCACAAAACAUACCUCAGUCAUUUCACUUACACCCUGGAAACCAAGCAAAAGCACACUUUUAGCAGAUGACUUAGAAAUUAAGUUGUCUGAAUCAAGUGAAAACACUGAAGACUCCAACAACCCCAAAACAGAGAAAACAAAAGAUCAAGCAAAUGGUACAUCAGAAGAUAGUGCUGAUGGAUCAACAAUUGGAACUGCUAUUUCUUCUUCAGAUGAUGCAGAUCUGCCUCCACCACCUCCCCUUCUGGAUUUGGAAAGACAGGAAAGUAACCAAUCUGACAAACCCAUAAUGACAAUUGUAUCUCCUCUUCCAAAUGAUUCUACUAGUUUCCCUCCAUCUCUGGACUGUCUCAAUCAAGACUGCGGAGAUCAUAAAUCUGAGAUAAUACAAUCAUUUCCACCCCCGCCUGACUCACUUAACUUGCCCAUGCCACCGGUAGAUUUUAUGAAAAAUCAAGAAGAUUCCAACCUUGAGAUCCAGUGUCAGGAGUUCUCUAUUCCUCCCAACUCUGAUCAAGAUCUUAAUGAAUCUCUGCCACCUCCACCUGCAGAACUGUUAUAAAUAUUACAACUUGCUUUUUAGCUGAUCUUCCAUCCUCAAAUGACUCUUUUGUUUUUCUUUAUAUGUUAACAUAUACAAAAUGGCAACUGAUAGUCAAUUUUGAUUUUUAUUCAGGAACUAUCUGAAAUCUACUCAGAGCCCAUGUGCACAGAUGAAACAUUUUUUUUAAAAAGUUAUUUAACAGUAAUCUAUUUACUAUAGUUCCUAUCUUUAAAGUAUAGUACAUUUUACAUAUGUAAAUGGUGUAUGUUUCAAUAAUUUAAUCACUCUGAAACAAUCUACAUAUACUUAUUAUUACCCCAGUACAGUUUUUUUUUUCCCUGAAAAGCUGUGUAUAAACUUAUUGUGAAUAAACUUUUAUGUUUCCAUUUCAAAGACUGGGGUGGAGAGGAAUAAGAGACUAAGUAUACACUCCAAGUUUUAAAUUAAUACCUCAAGUAUUAAAUAAAUAUUCCAAGUUUGUGGGAAUGGGAGAUUAAAAUGCAUGUUUGAGAAUAGAGAAACUUUCUUCUUGGUUUCAUCACGAAGAGUAAAGCAAACAUGUUAAAACAUCAACUGAAGGGUUGGGUUAAAGACAUUUACCCUGAAAAAAAUAUGAGGAUACAUCAUAAAAUGUAAAUAUUUUCCUAUCAUGUCGUGGGGAGGCACAAAUUUUAAAACUAGCAUCUUUAAAACGUUUCUUCUUUAUAAACACCCAAACAAAAUCAAGUUUUAUAAAGAAAAAAAAGAAAAAGAAGACUAUGGUUUCAUUCUAAAUACGGGUGAUUUUGGGUGAUUUUUUUUCAG
Messenger RNA from Macaca mulatta (Rhesus monkey), 2357 nucleotides. It is a transcript of the gene EVI2B, whose product is annotated as ecotropic viral integration site 2B. The record is from RefSeq and is a predicted model, not a curated record. NCBI's taxonomy places the organism in Eukaryota, Metazoa, Chordata, Mammalia, Primates, Cercopithecidae. Gene Ontology annotation, biological process: positive regulation of neutrophil differentiation; regulation of stem cell division.